AUGCCAGAUAACCUCGCCGCCGAGUCCUCGACGGCUCCCAACCUCGACGAUCACGACAGCCUGCGCGUGCUGAACCGGUCGCCCCAUCCGUACCACCACCAGAGCGCUGAGCUCCCUCAUUCGUCUGAGCGAUUCGUCCUGUACCAGGAGCCUGCCGCGCAUCGCAAUGGCGCCGAGCUGCUAUCGCCGACACGCUUCCCCGUUCUCUCCAAUGAGUCCUCGCCCGCCAGCGAGAGCGGCACCGAGGCCGAUGACGAGCAUUUCCUCAAGGGAUUGCCCGCGCCCAAGGCGAAGCUGCACAAGGGCCUGAGGGGCCGCAACGAGGUCGUCUCCGGCACGUCUACUCCGAUACCGUCGCCUGCCAUCUUGGAGGAGGACGAGACCAAGGCUCUCAGCAAGGCUCUGGCGAAAGAAGACAGGGCCAAGCGGCGAGCUCUGGAUGUGUGGCGCCGUAAUAGAAUCUGGGUUCGCCGAGCCACUGAAGCUGGCAUCGUCGUUGCCCUGGGAUGCAUGGUCUCCUCAAACCAUCUUGUCGCCCCGCUCGUCCAUGUUUGGCGCCAAGACUUUGAGCUAUUUGGCCUCCUCUGCGGAACCUUGCUGGCUGUUUACCCUGUGCGCGCCGUCGCCUGGGCGUACCGGCAUCGCCGCCCGUCGCGAUGGAUCCCGUUCCAAAUCCCGUCUGAUUUUGACCCGGCGCCGAUACUAUACCCGCCAACGAUUACGUUACUCGUCUUUCUACUGGUCUCCGUCGAUAAUCCGGUGGCCAUUCUCCCCAGCAUAAUUCUCGCCAUCUCCUCUCUCCCACAAGCGUUGAUACCCAAGCUCGAUCACACUGCAUCGUUCGACACUCUUCACUGGGCACUGUCAUGCCUACCUUUAACAUGGGGUCCAUCCAAGAUGAACUUGGCGUUCACCAGCGCGGAUCCGCUCAUAUCCCAAGAAUCUCUUGUUCUCCUGUAUCCUUUGCACCAGACGCUGUGCAUUGUACUCCAUCAUCUUACCACAACAAGCCUCCUCACUGCGGAGCUUCAAUUGCUCUCUGUGGCGCUGAUAUCGAUAUUGAUCCUGGCCCACUCGCCACAGAUGCAAAUUCUCAAGGCCCUUCUCUGGGUUGGGGGCCUGGGAACGCUGGUCUUCUGCGGGCCCGUCAUCCGAUGGGGCAUUGCUCUCGCCCGGAUCCCUAGAUGGCGCUUCCGCCCAGGUACAAGCCGGCCACAUCAGGUUUGGAGGGACAUACGUGCAACCUUGUCCUGGCACCUCGUUAAGAACGAGGUUCGGGCUAUUGUUUAUGGCUCAAGCGAGAGGAUCACGUAUGACCCCGACUCAUCCGAUGAUGGUGGAUCCCCAGUUUUUGAGAGCCCAAAGAGACACCACACAUUUGGACCCAUUUCAGAGGCCACGACAACGGCUGACGGCAUUGGCUUGUCCCCCAAGAGUGACCAAGAUGCAGCGUUUCGCUCGCCGGCUCGGAGACACACCCUGACCCAGCUGGAUAAGCUUGAGCGCAGGAGUUCAAUGCACACGCCGUCUGGCCGAAGGAAGCGCACAACUUCCAUUUCGAUGCUGCCUUACCUACAGUUGACAUACGCGCAAGCGACGAUACGGAAAUGGAUCUACGCCCUGUACGUCUACGUAUCGAUGCUGGCUGUCAUCCUGCUGGCCGUUCGCUGGCAUAUUCAAAACUACGCCCUCAAAGGCGAGGAGCCCAUAGGCUGGGGCCUUGGAUAUGCCUUUGGGGGUCUGCCGUGGUUCCGGUUCCAGGUUGUCAACGCGAAUCUCGAAAGAUGGAUAUGCCUGCCCGAGCUCUGGCCAGCAGGCGAUGCGAAGCAGUGCGGAAACGGCUGGGUGCAGCACGUCCGCCACGACGACUUUGGCGAGGCAAACACGAGGCUGAUUCUCACGGCCUACUGGCUGAUGAUCAUCGCCGUCGGCCUGGUCAUUGUGUUCCGUCUCAAGGAGACAUACGAGGUCGACACGAGGCGCAAGGUGUUUCACUUCAUGAUGGUGGGCAUGUUCCUGCCAGCGACCUUUAUUGACCCGACGUAUGCCGCUUUGGCUUUGGCGCUGGCGCUGGCCAUCUUUCUGAUACUUGACCUGCUGAGGGCGAGCCAGCUGCCGCCCCUUUCGAAACCGAUCGCCUCUUUCCUGGCGCCCUACGUCGACGGCAGGGACUUUCGCGGACCUGUGGUCAUUUCGCAUAUUUUCCUCCUCAUCGGCUGCGCCAUCCCUCUCUGGCUUGCCCUCGCGGCGCUGCCCCGCACCGGGUCCGGCUACCUCGCAGGCUGGGAGAUUCCGACAAGGGACGUCAGCAUGGUAUCGGGCGUCGUCUGCGUCGGCCUUGGAGAUGCCGCCGCGUCCCUCAUCGGCCGCCGCUACGGCCACCGCAAAUGGCUCUGGGGCGGCGGCAAGAGCCUCGAGGGCAGCGCCGCCUUUGCCCUCGCCGUCUUCACGGGCCUCGAGGCAACGGCCCUGUGGCUCCGCCUCGGCGGGUGGCCCGUGUCGGACGAUCCGCCCGUCGGAAUGCUCGCCGGCGCGCGCAACGCGGGGGUGUGCGCCUCGAUGGCGAGCCUCACGGAGGCGGUCCUCACGGGCGGAAACGACAACGUCAUUGUGCCGGUGGUGCUGUGGACGUGUGUAAAGAGCCUAGGCGUAUGA
Molecule: messenger RNA, 2655 nt
Organism: Purpureocillium lilacinum
Lineage: Eukaryota; Fungi; Ascomycota; Sordariomycetes; Hypocreales; Ophiocordycipitaceae
Biological process (GO): dolichyl monophosphate biosynthetic process
Cellular component (GO): endoplasmic reticulum membrane
Molecular function (GO): dolichol kinase activity
Source: RefSeq, a predicted model, not a curated record